GUACGUUUUCAAGUGUCUGCAGAGAGCUGCCUAGACUUCAGGCGCAGCAGAGAUUCGAGCAGAGACCAGGCCAUUGCAAGCUUGAAGUUGAAGGUCGAGGACGCAAAUCUGUCUAGGACUAUCUCAGGGGGCGAGCAGCAUAGCACAGGUGCAUAGAGGGCUUGGGAUAAGAUCUGCUGGUCGCCGAGCAUGUCUCGCCGUCAUGAUUUGGAGGCAGUUGCAGCUGCAAUAAGCGCCCUUGCAGCAGGCAAUGGAGUUUUCCUUGGCCUGGGAUUUGCUGUUGUUGCAUACACCAGCUGGAGCCGCUCGAGACACUCUGCCGCAGCGUUGAAAAAGGUCGAGUCCACACCUGUGACGCCGCUGUCUGAUGUCAAAAGUCUGCUGGAAGGGCCAGGCAAAGGCAACCAGUCCGGAAGCAGUUCGGAGGGUGCUCCUGCCAGGUCAGACAGCUCGGGCCACCUUGGACCAUCAGACUUGUCAACUGGCCCAACGUUUGCAAUUGUCCGGGGUGAAGUGCAGCCGAGGGCUGGGUGGAAGUUUUACGGAGGCCAAGAUGAAGUGCCCUUGAGAAGCGAGUUCGCACCAGAAGAAGCGGCCAGAUGUGUUAUUACAAGGAAGACACAGACGUAUGGACACAUUGAAUUGGAUGGAAGCUUCCGAGUUAGAGAAGCCCCAAUGAGUGACCUUCUCAAACAGAUUCCAUUUGUCUUGAGAGACUCCCGGGCGCGAGAUACUCGUCUUCACGUGGACUGGCUUGGGUCGCCCAAGGAUGGGUUGCCCCUCGAGUGCGUCUACCGACACUUCCAGCCAGGGGCGGCGUCAGGAACGCAAGCCUUCAUCUUCCUCGUGUUUGGCCAGAGCUGUCCGGUCGGGGUUGUCACAGAAGAACGAGUCCUGAAAGUGGGGACAGAGUUGACGGCCCUUGGGCAUCUGUACAAGUCGGGAGAUGGAUUGAGCAUUCGGCCAGCUGGCAGCAUGCCUCUCUUCCUGACACGGAUGACCAAGGACGAGGUCGUCGCAGCUCUGAAAAUCGAACGCCUGUUCCACCGCUGGACUGGGAUACUGACGGGUCUUCUAGCAGGCGGCAUCUUUGCAUAUGCGACGGGGCGGUUAUGCUUCCGGGUGUACAGGGAGUGGAAGCGACGUCGGAACUUGUACCGAAACCCGCGGCCCCCCGGGUCUUCUGUCGCGCAGCAGGCGGCAAGCCCACCAGAGCCCGUCAAUGACGACGAAGAUGACGUGGCACCGCCAGGAGAGGCUUGCGUGGUCUGCUUGACGAGGACGCGGAGAGCCGUCUUCCUCAACUGUGGGCACCGAGCAGCUUGCUUCCCUUGCGCACAGCGUGUGGCCGAUGGUCGGGGGAUCUGCCCUCUGUGUCGACAAGCUAUCGUGGGGGUUGUGCGCGUUUAUGACCCCUGAUUGGAGAAGGUUCUCGGAAGCUUAUGCUUUGCAAGGGCAGCUCGUAAGAUGCGCUUACCCAGGAGCUUGACUCAUCCCUGUAAGGGAGCUUUGCUCGGACGUGCUGAUUGUCAAAUCGUUGCUGAAUCUUAUUUGAUAGCGGUGUAUCAUGUUGAACGAGUCGUCUUGGACUCUUUGAAGCAAGUACAAUGGAUCAAUAUGUGUACUUUACAGGCAGAUUCUGACAGAAGGGUAUAGAGGAACUAGUCGUUAGGGAAGCGUCUAACAUAGUGCGUACCAGGUUAAGCUAGUGCCCGGCGACACUCGGUUGAGCUGUCUCUUUCAUCGAAAUAUGCUCGUGACUGCACGUCGGAUGUGCGAGCGUGCAGUUAUGCAGCCAAAUGAGGUUUACAGUUGAAUUUCUAGGACCAUCGUUCACCAAUGCGGUUGAUUGCCGAAGUUUGUACAUCCAACUUUACUUCAUUCUGGAUAUGAG
Molecule: messenger RNA, 1894 nt
Organism: Klebsormidium nitens
Lineage: Eukaryota; Viridiplantae; Streptophyta; Klebsormidiophyceae; Klebsormidiales; Klebsormidiaceae
Source: the annotation of a GenBank genome assembly